AUGCUUAGGGCAGCGUCAUUCGUGCAUCGAGCAUCUAGGAGACAUACACAUUCGCUUCUCGGCAGCCUCUUCGGGGCUACUGUGGUCCUGUGUCUCGUUGCUUUGACAGUCAAUUUCGGUGUGCGCAAAAAUGGGCAUCGGGGCAUUCUCGCCUCUUUCGCGCUUGCAUCUUCUCCUGAGCACGGCCAGGCACAGACCAGCGCUGCACCAGGGGGGGAACUAGAUGGUCACCAUGGAAUUAGUGACCCGCCGCAAAGCCCGGGUGACGGGAAGCAACCACAGGAGAACACGGGAGAAGUGAAUACGGAAUCAAAAGACACGUUCUCCCCAACAUCGGAAGCACAGGUUCCCAGCCCAAGGACGAGAACGCAGCCCGAGGGAGAAAGCACUGCGCCAGCAGGGCGCGAAGAGAGGCGGGACACAAAAGCCGGCGUACGCGCGGGCAACGUGCAGUCGACACUGACAGGAACCAACUCCGUGAGCAGCCUUUCUGCCUCCCCCCCAUCCAGUUCAGUUUCGCCUUUCCUGACCGACGGGGUACCCGAAGUCUCGGCCGCGCCAGCAAACUCCUUCACGGGUGCAUCGGCCUUUCCAGCGAAUGGCGUCAUUGCAGCAUCGCCCUCCGCCACGAAAGCUACCCGACCCGCGUCUUUCGACCACGACAAUAGGUGGAAUGUGAAGUUCAUCAUCGAUCAGCUGCUCACACCGGAACAGCAGGAGCAAUUGCCACCACAGCACUUGGAGUCGCUCGCGACUUACCUUUCCAGUCUCCGCUCUGAAGAAGUCGAACAACUGCUAUCUUACAACGCCGCACUGAAAGCAAACCAGACGCAAGGCGCUAUGACAGCAGCUUCUGCGACAGAGCUUUCCAGCCAAGAAAGAGGAAAACCCGCACCAUCGCCGUCAGGCGAAGUCCAGCCAGCACGUACUGUUGAACAAGCGACCGACGACGCUCCUGUGCGGACUGCCGACUCACCCGGGAGCGAGUCAAACCCGUCCGUUCUGCCAGGUCCCUCAAUGCCAUCAGCGCCAUACGCAGCCUCUUUUAGCUCCUCUUGGGUCGAUAUGAACAGCCCUCCAGGCCGCACGCGGCUUACGCCAUCGGCAGAUGGGAGUGUCGCUGCGCCAGCGUCAACCUCUGCGUUCGGUGCUCUUCCAUUAGCGGCCGCAGCUUCCCCUUCCGCACCUCUGUAUCCGACAGAGACGGUCCUGCGAGAAGGGAGCGAAAUGCCCUCCUUUGCAACGCCUGCGUUUUCCGGCCUUCCCCUACCCUUCCUUUCGGAUGCACAGACCGCUCAGCUACCCGCGCUUCUCCAGCCGCUUGAGCUGCAGCCGCUCGUGCCCCUGCAGUUGGGACUUCCACUACCGCCGCUCGGUCCUUCGGCUGCGCACUACAGAGGUAAUGGAUUCACGCCUCAUUCAGCCGGCGUCUCAGGACCGCAGCCGCCUCCCGCCACGCGGAGCUCGUCUAUCCUCAGCCCACUAACUGGAGUUGUAGACGGCGUCCUUCGCGCAGCGACCACCGGCGUGGUUGCCCCCGCUAUGAUCAACGCAGGCGUGCUUCUCAAUAACGCCAAUCAGAUAACCGCUCGCGUGCAAGAGGGCAGUGAGCAAGCUUCACAGUUUGUGGAGGGAUUCACUGCGUACAGGCAUUCGAAUCCUGAUGACCCCAUAGCAAAGCUGGUGAACGUUCUCGAGGAAGCAGCGACUACACUGAGCAGCAAGAACGCAGGGAUGGAUCAUUCGGUUGUCGAGGGGCAGAUGACACGGAGCGGAAGUGGCGACAAAGCAGGCAGCUCCCCGCGCAAUAGUGCGGUGGCUCUCCUCGAAACUGGGGGGGACGGAGAGGGACUAGGAACAGCCGGAAGUCAGCACGGCAGCGCAGACCGGAUGCACGGAAUGGAGUACAAGCUGACGAGCAAGGCGGAUCCUUUCGACUUCAGCGAGUUUGCAUCUGCUGCCGGGGUCAACGAAGCAAAGCAGAGGCAAGAGAAGGAGGCACAGCGACUCCGAAACGCAAAGAAAACUCAGGGGCCUGAAGAUGUAAUCUCAACAGUCAUUGGAACAGGGUUUGACGUAGCUGUUGACGUGCUGUCCAGACACCAGCAACAUCAGGAACGUCAGCGACAACAGAUGUCUGGAGGAAGUGGAUUCUUGGCAUCUCCUUACGCUCAAAACCUGAGCCAGACCCGUCAGACUGUGUACGAUGGAGCGGCGCAUCAGUACGGGUACCAUAACGGACACAGCAGAGCGGAAGCUCCGUAUGGAUAUCACACAGAGAGACAGCAGACUAACCACCCUACGGAGCCGCAUCAAUACGGGCAUGACGCAGGGCCCCAGCCCUACAGCCUCUCCUCGGUUUCUCCCUCUGCUUGGCAGCACCCGACUGCAGGCCGCGCCGCAGACGCUUUUGCGGACUAUGGACACACAGGCUUUCUUCAGCCGCACGCGCAUUCUAUUUCGUCUUCUGGAACUUCUGCGUAUCCGCUUAUGGCUGCCGCCGUGCCGCAGAAUGCAGGCGGAGGAGGAAGCGCCUGGGGCGGCUGGAGCGCCUAA
Messenger RNA from Besnoitia besnoiti, 2556 nucleotides. RefSeq lists its product as uncharacterized. The record is from RefSeq and is a predicted model, not a curated record. Bases 1 to 2556 code for a protein of 851 amino acids. NCBI's taxonomy places the organism in Eukaryota, Apicomplexa, Conoidasida, Eucoccidiorida, Sarcocystidae. The transcript is spliced from 2 exons.